This is a messenger RNA of Mesorhabditis spiculigera, 327 nucleotides long. The record is from the annotation of a GenBank genome assembly. NCBI's taxonomy places the organism in Eukaryota, Metazoa, Nematoda, Chromadorea, Rhabditida, Rhabditidae.
AUGAACUGGGUGCUGUUGAUGGGUUUGUUGGUGGCCGGUGCCGUGGCUUAUACCCCACUCUUUGACGAUUACGAGAAUCCGUCACUUUGGCGACUCGGCAAGCGGGCAGAUGAUGAUUAUCCAGUCGUCCAGAGCAAACGCGGUCGUGAGCUCUUUGGAAAGCGGAGCGCAGGAGGCCAGGCGAAACGCGCCCGAGAACUUUUUGGAAAACGCAGCUCCCCCGAUUACGACGUGCCCAGCGGCGAGAUGAGCGCCGAAUUGUUGAGCAGGUUGGCCUCCCCGCUGGACCGCUUCAGACGAGCGCGCACCUCCGAGCUGUUCGGCCGU